AUGGCCUCCAAGAAGUCAAAGGCGGCGCCCGCCGACGACAAUCUCGACGAGCUCUUCUCGGGCAUUGGCCACGACUCCAAGGCCAAGAAGCCGUCCAAGAAGCCCACCUCGGCCGCCGCCAAAGCAAUUGGCAACGACGAUAUCCUCGCCGACCUCGAAUCGGAGCUUGCUCCCCAGCCCGCGUCUCGCCCACACACACCCCGUCUUAAGGAGACGAUUGCGCGACGCUCGACGGCAACCCCUCCUAUUGGCGACGACAAGGCCUCUGCUGCGCGCAAGUCCACCGACAGCUCCCGGAGCCUCAGGGCCUCCUUCACCCCCAGCGCCACGAGCUCCGAGCUCCAUGAAUCGGAGAGGAGAGGACCGGUGGAACAGGCGCCGCCUCAGCAAGCCGGAGGAGGGUGGUGGGGUGGAAUCCUGUCGACCGCGACCGGGGUCAUGAAGCAGGCUGAGGCUGCGUAUAGCCAGAUUCAGCAGAAUGAAGAGGCAAAGAAGUGGGCAGAGCAGGUCAAAGGCCUGGGAAGCGGUAUUGAUGUGAAUGUGUUGAAGAGCUACGGCGAUGAGAUUCGCAACCGUGCACUUCCAACCCUAUCCAACAUUAUCAACACCAUUGCUCCCCCUAUUGGCUCUCACGAGCGCCUCCUUAUUCACAUCACCCACGAUCUGGUUGGAUAUCCGUCUCUCGAUCCUCUCAUCUACGAAGUCUUCUCCGAUGUUAUGCAGCAGGUCGAAGGCGGUGAGCUCCACGUUGUCCAGAGAGGUCAUGAAAGCAGCCACCCGCGGUCUAGCGACAGCGCUGCCGGCUGGGACGACGGCCCUUGGUGGAGACAAGUUGAUCAGCCUCGAGAGCUGGGCGUGGUGAAAGGCCUUGUCGAGGGCACAAAGCUUUGCCGCGUCAAUGCAGAGUCGUUUGCGACUGAGUACUUUGCUUCACAGGGAGGCAUCGAAGCUGUGAGGGCGGAGGCAAGAUCGGGUGCCGGCGAGCCUGGUGCUAUCCGAACCUCGGAUUUAUUCUUGUCUGUCCAAGCCAUUGUUACUGACCAAGACAAGACCCUUUUCGGUCGAACUUCCGCCGAAGAAAAGGAGAAAGAAGAAUCAGAUGAGGUGGAAGAGGAGAAGGAUGAAGAGUUCCGGUUUGCCAUUUUCAUUGUCGACCCGGUCCAUGAAAUCGAGUACGCCACCAUCAGCCAGCCCUUCCCCGCCAAAUGGGCCCGCUGGCUUGAGGCUCCUCGUCCUAUGACCCCUGAAUCUGGAGACGAAGAGUCCCUGCAUAAUCGUGUCCACGAGGACAUCCGGAGCAUUGUUGAGACCGGUGAGCUUGACCCUAGAGAAUGGGUGGCCGGCUGGGUGAAGGACUCUCUUUCGCUGUCUGUUGGCAUUGUAGCCCAGUGGUAUGUCGCUAGACGUAUGCAAGUUGGAGUCAACCACUCCCAAGUGAAAGUAGAGAAAGAGGAUGAUGACGAUGAAGAAGAGGAAGAGGAAGAGUCUGAUGAAGACACAGAGUAA
Trichoderma gamsii is the source of this 1506-nucleotide messenger RNA. RefSeq lists its product as hypothetical. NCBI's taxonomy places the organism in Eukaryota, Fungi, Ascomycota, Sordariomycetes, Hypocreales, Hypocreaceae. The record is from RefSeq and is a predicted model, not a curated record. The transcript has 2 exons. The coding region runs from base 1 to 1506 and encodes 501 amino acids.